AUGGUAGACUCACACUAUGAUUUUGUUAUCGUUGGCGGCGGUACAGCAGGAAAUGUUGUUGCCGGUCGUCUUGCUGAAAACCCUAAAGUAACCGUUUUGAUUGUCGAAGCAGGUGUAGGAAAUUCCCAUGAGAUUCCUGAAAUCACUACACCAUCUGAAGCUAUGGAACUUCGUAACAGUGAAUACGAUUGGGGGUACAAGACUACCAUGGUCAAGCGUGAUGACUAUGAGCGUAUUGAGAAACCAAAUACUCGUGGUAAGGCGCUUGGAGGUAGCUCGUCGCUUAAUUAUUUCACCUGGAUUCCGGGUUGUAAGCCUACCUUUGAUAGGUGGGAAGAAUAUGGUGGUAAAGAAUGGAAAUGGGAUCCUCUCCUUCCUUAUCUCAGAAAAAGUGCCACCUAUCAUGAUGAUCCCAAGCUUUACGAUCCAGCAUUUGAAAGACUUGGUAGUGGUGGUCCAUUGCCUAUUUCUCAUGCUGAGCUUAUUGAUGAGAUGCAACCAUUCCGCGAUAAGCUUAAAAAGGCUUGGGAAUCUACUGGACAAUCGCUUAAUGAGAACAUUUACGACGGUGAAAUGAUCGGGCUUACUCACUGCUGUGAUACCAUCUAUCGUGGUGAACGGUCUGGAAGUUACCUUUUCGUGAAGGACAAACCCAACAUCACUAUCUUGCCUAAAGUACAUUCCAAGAAAUUGAUCAUUGAUGCUGACCACGCUGUUAAGGGCUUGAUUGUCAUUGAGCCUUCUGGUAAGGAACAGAGCUUCUAUGCUACUCGUGAAGUGAUUGUAUCGCAAGGUGUUUUUGAAAGCCCUAAAUUAUUGAUGCUUUCUGGUAUUGGCCCCAAGAAGGAAUUAGAAAGAAAUGGAAUUGAUGUCGUAGUAGAAUCACGGCAUGUUGGCCAGAACUUGCUUGACCACCCAGGGGUGCCAUUUGUCUUGCGGGUUAAGGAUGGGUUCGGAAUGGAUGAUGUCUUAUUGCGAAAAGGCCCAAAAAACGAUGCGGCUAUUGCAGCUUACAAGAAAAAUCAUAGUGGCCCAGUUGGUUCUGGUCUUCUAGAGAUGGUAGGAUUCCCACGUAUUGAUAAAUAUUUGGAAAAGGAUUCAAAUUAUCGUAAAGCGAAGGCUGCUAAUGGUGGGAAAGAUCCUUUCAGUCCCGAAGGGCAACCACAUUUUGAGCUUGAUUUUGUUUGUAUGUUUGGUAGUGCAUUUCAGUGGCAUUAUCCUACACCUAAGAAAGGUUCUCAUCUCAGUGUAGUUGUUGACUUAGUUCGUCCAGCUUCGGAUCCCGGUGAGGUUACACUUAACAGCAAUGACCCUCUUGUCCAGCCGAACAUUAAUUUGAAUUUUUUUGCUGAUGAGCUAGACAUUUUGGCUAUGCGUGAAGGUAUCAGAUUCAGUUAUGAUGUUCUCACAAAAGGCAAAGAUUUUAAGGACAUUGUUCUUUCCGAGUACCCUUGGGAGAUGCCCCUUGACGAUGAAAAGGAAAUGAGAAGAGCCGUUUUGGAUCGUUGUCAAACUGCUUUCCACCCAUGUGGUACCAACCGUCUUUCCAAGGACAUAGGACAAGGUGUAGUGGACCCUAAACUCAAAGUCCAUGGUGUUAGAAAGCUCCGAGUUAUUGAUGCUUCUGUUAUCCCUGUUAUUCCAGACUGUCGUAUUCAAAACUCUGUCUAUAUGAUUGGCGAAAAAGGUGCUGAUAUGAUAAAAGCAGAACACAACGACCUUUAUAAUUAA
Messenger RNA from Debaryomyces tyrocola, 1731 nucleotides. NCBI's taxonomy places the organism in Eukaryota, Fungi, Ascomycota, Pichiomycetes, Serinales, Debaryomycetaceae. The record is from the annotation of a GenBank genome assembly.